GCCGUCAGUGGCAAUUCUUCCGCUGCGUGGUGAGCGUUCCAAGCCUUCCGCGCCAAGGCCCGCUAGAUCGCGAUCGAGCUCAGCUACCGGUGUUUUCGGACUCCGAUAAAAUCUGAAGCAGUUUGUUUUGUUGUUUACCCGCCUCUUGCAAAACGACUUUCGCGGACGGGGAACAGUGGCAUAGUGAUCGGUAAAAAAAACUAGUGAUUAUCCUGAUUGAUUGGAUGAGCUUGUUGUCCUCGUGAGAUACAGGAUGGCAGCUUCGAUACUGAGUGUUAUGAAAGAUGUUACUGGUAAAAACGUGUUGGUUUCGGUUGUUGUGGUUUUUUUGUGUGUGGUAGCAAGGCCGCCGAUGACUGUAGCCAAAAUCCUGGAUAAUGAAUCUGAGAGUGCCGUCUACGAAAUCGAGGCUGUUCAGGGUGGGAUGGCGAAGCUCCCCUGUAACAUAACACCAACAGUGCCUGGAGAUAAGAUGCGUAUAGUCAUUUGGUUCAAAGAGGAGGCAAAUAAGAAGCGCGUUCCAAUAUACUCAUUCGACUCCAGGGACAAGGACUUGGAGGCAGGCAAACAUUGGGCUGAUGAUCUCCUUCUAGGGGGUCGUGCACACUUUCGCUAUCAGGAGGAGCCCGCCAAGCUGACACUGGACAACGUACGUGAAAGCGACGGCGGUGUGUACAGUUGCCGAGUUGACUUCAAGCAGUCGCCCACCCGAAUCGUGAAAAUCAACGUGUCAAUCAUAAUACCCCCAGAAAAAUUGAGUGUAUUAAACGAGAAUGGAGUUCACAUUCCCGACUAUAUUCUCGGACCCUACAACGAGGGCAGUGCCGUCAACAUCACCUGCGUGGCUACAGGAGGACGUCCCUUACCCAAUGUGACUUGGUGGCAAGAGAAUGCACUGCUCGAUGAUUCUUUCGAAAAAUUGCCCAACAGGCAAGUCCGGAACGUUCUACAUAUAGAGAAGCUCGAGAGGAAGCAUCUUCAUACCGUAUUCACCUGCCAAGCACUGAACAACAAUCUGGUCGCCCCAAUUUCUAGCUCUGUUACCCUCGACAUCAAUCUUAAACCUCUAUGGGUGAAGCUCAUCGGGGAAAAUAAGCCAUUAUCCGCCGACAACACUUACGAGCUCAGCUGUGAAGUGGUUGGCUCUAGACCUGUUCCAACCAUAACGUGGUGGAAGGGCAGCAUACAGAUGAAAAACACCAGGGAAACGACGAGCCCUGACCUGAACACCACAACCAGUGUUCUGACAUUCACCCCUACAGUAGAAGAUGCUGGUAAAUAUCUGUCUUGUCGAGGUCAGCAGUCAAUGAUACCUGAUAGCGGUACUGAGGACGGCUGGAAAUUGGAUAUACACCAUGUUCCUCUAGUAACUUUGGAACUUGGAAGCACUCUUAAUGGGAGCACCAUCAAGGAGGGAGUGGAUGUUUACUUCGAGUGUAAUAUAAAGUCGAAUCCUUGGGUCUACAAAGUUAGUUGGAGACAUAACGGCAAACAAAUUUACCACAAUGCACAGACGAACACAAUCGUAACCAAUCAAAGUCUGGUACUGCAAUCCCUCACAAGAUCCAAAGCUGGAUAUUACACCUGUGUUGGUCAUAACCAAGAAGGAGAUGGUGAAAGUAAUCCUGUUUUUCUGGACAUCAAAUAUGCCCCGGUUUGCAGACCAGGACAGCAGAAGAUCAUCGGCGUGGCCAGACACGAGACUGCAAGGAUCCUGUGCGAACUGGAGGCCAACCCUCCAGAAGUCCAAUUCGUAUGGAAAUUCAACAAUUCCGCCGGGACGGUGGAUAUUCCCCAGAAUCAGGUCCACACGGAGAAGACCAGAAGCACGGCGGCUUACAAGCCGGUUACCACUCUGGAUUACGGGACGUUGCUCUGCUGGGGAAAGAACGAGAUCGGUGUACAGACGGAGCCCUGUGUGUACUACAUCAAUCCCGCAGGCAAGCCGGAUCCCCUCUCGAACUGCACCAUCAUGAACCAGACGGCCGACUCCCUUUACGUGGAGUGCAUAGCCGGCUUCGAUGGCGGACUGCACCAGGAGUUCAUAAUGGAGGUGUACGACACCCAAACCCGCAAAUUGGUCAGCAACGUCACAUCCCGGACUCCGAUUUUCGCCGUAGGAGGCCUGGAGUCCGGCCUGGGCUUCAACAUCGGACUGUACGCCGCCAAUAAGAAGGGACGCAGCGGAGUGGUGCACCUACAAGCUUUCACACUCAAGUCCGCCGAGAAACACACAGCGGCCGAGCUGAAAAAGCCAAAUGCUCCGGAAAAUUGCACGGUGACAAUGCACACUCGUUACUCCGUCAGGAUCAGGUGCCAGGAGCAGAGCGGAUCAUCCAGAAAGGACUAUUUUACCUACGUCUUGCAGGUGUACGACGCAUACACCCGUCAUAUUAUUGGCACCACAACCUCCCAAGACCCGGACGACAUUAGCUACAGCGCUCUGCCUAAGGACCAUGAUGAUCUGUUGUUGUUCGUUAGGACCAUGGAUGCCAGGUCUAUAACGAGUGAUGCCUUUAUUGUCUAUGCGUCUUCUGCUGUUAAGACGGGGUUGACGGCAUCAACCCCUGUCCUGCUACAAAUCACCCCCUUGUUAGGGGCCCUAAUAGGAGUGGUGGCAGCAUUGAUUCUUGUUGCAGUCAUCAUCGUGAUAGUGAUCCGAAUCAGAGGAGGCGGUGAUAGAGACGACAAAGAUUACGACGAUGGAGGCCUAUCGAUGGCCGGCAGGAGGUCAUCCAGACAUGGGGAUAAGGCGAGCACGGAGCCCCUCAACAAAGACUUGAACGACAGCGUGGACAGUUUGGAGGAGAAGAACCCGGACAUAAUACCUCAAAGUAACGGCGAAGACGACUAUCAGGACGAGGAGAGGGCGUUCGAGAGGCUGAACAACGCACCUUCUAGGAUGGUGACCAGAAUACAGAGUCCCAACAGCCAGUCGAAGAACGGUUCGUACGACAAAUACAACAAAAAGAACGAAGAGAUAACUUACGCCGAGCUGUCCCUGACUAACCAACAGAUGCCCCACGUUAUUUACACGCAGCAGGCCAUUCCCAUGUCGGUGCUGCGAAGACAGGAGCCCACUGUGUAUGCCCAAUUGGAUAUGUCGAACAGGGUGCCCAUGUCCACGUUGCAGCCCCUCAGCCCGCCGCACCCCUCGACGUUUCAGACGCUGCACCACCCCGUGACACACCUGCCCCCUUACAUGCCGAGGAGCUUUAGGGAAGAUCAAUUGCAAGACGGGAAUAUGUCGUCAGAGGCGCCUCUGAUAAAUCCGAGGGAUACUAGUGCCCUUCAACCAUUACUAGAAGCAAAUAAUAGUAAGUCAUCGACGUUGUCCAGUCAACCAAGAAUUGUCACAGCUACUCGUUUUUGACCUAAUUAACUAGACGAGGAUUUAGUGUAUUUAUAAACUUUUUGUUAAUUAUGAACUUCAUUGUGAGUUUAAGGUACUACUAACUCGCAUAUAAUGUUUUUUAUAAAAACGAGUGUUGUCCAAUAACUUGAAUUCAAUUAAUCUACAAGGACUUCGAAUGUUUGUGAGUUAUUUCAAUUAAUCUCAACAUGUUCACGGAUGAUUUUGGAGAACCAAUAAGAGAAAAUUUCUUAUUAUUUAUAUUUCCAAUAUAAGCUCCAAGUGAUGAAAUGAAGUGGAACGAAUCAACAGAUUUUUAAAAUCCUCUGCAUUAUUUAGUUAAUUCGGAGACUCAAAUGAAUAUAAUGUAAAAAAAUAUUAUUAUGUACUAUAAAAUCCAUCUACGUGUUUUUUUCAGAAAAGUUGCAAUGAAAUAUUUUCAUUGUUUGAUUUGAUUUUUAUCUGAUAAAAAUACUGGGUGAUUAUUAAGAUAUUUUUCCCCAAAAAUAGAUCAUACUUUCUUCAUUAAAAAAAAUUUUUUUAUUAAAAUUCGUAUCAGUUCUUCUAUAAUUGGAGUUUAUUCGGCCUAUCUAAAAACUUCCGUCCAUACAGAAAAUUUGUAGGAAAAAUUUUAUAAUUUUAUCCAUUUCAACAUACUUUAACAUUUGGAAGAUAGUGAGAGGCCGUUAUUGAUUUUAAUGAACUUAAUGCUAAAGAAUAGCAUGAAAAUAGAUUUUAGUUUCAGAUUUGUUGAUCAUCAGAUAUGUAAAUAUGUAUAUAUUGCUCAAUAAUAAUUGAAAUAACAUAGUCAUGGACUUUUUUAUGAAUAAAAUAUAUUGUAUGUUAGAAUAUUAUAUAAUGAAUCUAAUUUCAAUUAUAAAAUACGAAUUAGCUUAGAAAAAAUCUUAUGAUGACUGAUUUCAGGUAAAUGAAAUAUUACUUCAUUCAGUGUAUAAUGAGCUUUUUUUAUUCCUGUAAUUAAUUAGUUCAACAAUAUCUUGAACGUUCUGUAUAUAUUGAUAUGAAGUGAAAUGAAUAUAAUUCGUUCUCUAGAUGUCUCCAAUCAUUUCAAUCCAAAUUGAUUCAAUUCGAAAUUUACAUUGAAAAUGUGCCACUGUGUUCAAAAAAUCAACAGAUCGAAUCAUAAUGUUCUACUCAAAAGAUUGAGUUAUUAUUUUAGUAAUCAUUACAGGGUGAAUAUCAUCUUAAUGUGCCAUAUAUGUCAAUAUAGUGUCCCUCUAAAAUGUUCUUGAAAAGUGAAUAAUUGAGUUUUCGAAAAUUUCGUCAUAAAAUGACAAUCAUUUGAUCAAAAAUAUAUAUAAUUUUUGGCAUGUAUUUAAUUUAUUGUCAACAAAUUUAAUUUAAAGUGAUAUUAUCAAUCAAAAUUGUCCGAAGGUCAAUUAACUAUUUUUUUUAAUAAAUUGUAUUGUUACUUCCUCAUACAAUCCUUCAUGAAAUUUAUAAGUGGCCUUGUUAAUUUGAUUUAAGUGAUAAAAUAGUUAUUCCAUAGUUGUAAUAAGAUUUAAAAAUGUGUAUAUAAAAAAAUGAAUGUUAUAUUAUGUAUGUCAAAUUAUUUAUCGUUCAUAAAAUUGUCAAAUAAAAAAAAUCAAUAAAUAGAGCAGCUAAU
Molecule: messenger RNA, 4979 nt
Organism: Harmonia axyridis
Lineage: Eukaryota; Metazoa; Arthropoda; Insecta; Coleoptera; Coccinellidae
Product: synaptogenesis protein syg-2-like
Exons: 15
Coding region: 254-3373 (1039 amino acids)
Molecular function (GO): protein binding
Source: RefSeq, a predicted model, not a curated record